AUGGUCCCUCGGUCGGUCGAGGUCGCCGCCCUCCUCGUGCCUCUUCCCAACGUUCCCUCGGCGGCUGAUGCCGUCCGCUCCGGCUCCCCAGUCCCCGGGUCUGCCCUGCUCUCGUCUGCGCUAGUUUCUGCUUCGUCACCACCGGCGUCUCUCCUCUUCCUUCUCCCCUUCUUGUAUGCUUUGCACAUCGCGUCGAUUCCUUUUCGCGUGAGCACCAACCUGAAGCCCGCCCAGCAGCUGAACCGCUCCCUAAGCUAUGACUUUUUGCCGAAAAUAAAAAGGAUAAAAAGCGGUAUCCGGUAA
This is a messenger RNA of Emiliania huxleyi CCMP1516, 303 nucleotides long. RefSeq lists its product as hypothetical. The transcript is spliced from 3 exons. Lineage: Eukaryota; Haptophyta; Isochrysidales; Noelaerhabdaceae. The coding region runs from base 1 to 303 and encodes 100 amino acids. The record is from RefSeq and is a predicted model, not a curated record.